AGCGAUUUUGCGCAAUCGACAUGUUUCUUCAAGUCCGCACGUGGUGUCUAUUGUCUUUCUAAUUGCAUUUCAGUACGUACACAUUUUCAGACGGAAUAGACGGUUAUUGUUAUUAUUUUUGAAUGUAGUUUGUGUUUCUACAAUGUCCAUAAAUCGUGAUUUGACGCAGAAAGAAUUAGAAGAAGAGAUAGAGCGAAUUAUGUAAAAUCUGUCAGAUGAAGCAUCUGCAUUAGAGGAUGACGACGAUAGUAUCGCAGACAGCAACUACGAACCUACUGAUGAUGAAUCAUCUGGUAGUUCCGAUACAACCUCUACUGCCUCCCCCGUGCUUGCGCAAACCGCAGACACCAAUGACGAUGAGUUAUCCGUUACUUCUGGGACAAAUUCUCCAUUACAAGGAAGUAGUGCUGCCUCCGCGCCUAGGUAUGCCAAAAACAGACACAGAUGACAAUUUAGCUGGUAACGCCGGCGCCGCCUCGGAUAAUAUGAUAUGGAGUAUUCCAACAGAUAAUCAGGAUAAUCCAGAUAAUGAUAGACUGCAUAAGAUUCAACCUUUGAUUGACAAAAUAGUACAUAAUUUUAAAACAUCAUAUGAACCUUCCGAGACUUUUUGCAUUGAUGAAUCCCUUAUUCCAUUUAGGGGAAGAUUAAUAAUGCAGUACAUAAGAAACAAGCGCUAUAAGUAUGGAAUAAAAGUAUUCAAAUUGUGCAGCAAAGGAGGAUAUACCUAUAAGUUUAAAAUUUAUGCAGGAAAAAAUUUAGACCAAGGUCAUACUACACCCACAUCUGUAGUUAUGACUCUUUUUGAGCCCAUACUAGAUUCAGGCCGCACUCUUGUAACAGACAACUGGUAUACAAGUGUAGAUUUGGCAAAAAGAUUGAUGGAUAGGCAAACAUAUUUGAUAGGCACAUUGCGAAAAAACAGACGAGGCCUUCCAAAAGACCUGGUCAACAAAUAA
Messenger RNA from Acanthoscelides obtectus, 959 nucleotides. The record is from the annotation of a GenBank genome assembly. Lineage: Eukaryota; Metazoa; Arthropoda; Insecta; Coleoptera; Chrysomelidae.